UUUCUGGAGGUCAGAGGAGAGGAUACAGAGCUGUCUUGUGGAGUCUAAGAAGGAGAAGAACUUUGUAGACUUUCUUCCAUCUUUUUCACCUUUUUUACUUCCAUGAUUUUAUCCAAAAUGACCAUGCUCAAGGUGAAAACGAUGGCUACCUGCGACCCUCUUGCAACAAUCUGUUCAGGCACCGACUGCCUUGUUCCUCCCAGUAACUUUAACGCAAUCCUGAGCCUGGUGAUGAGCGUCGUGCUCACCGUCAUGCUUUCGUUGGUCAUGUUCGCCAUGGGCUGCACUGUCGAUGCCAAUAAACUGUGGGGCCACAUCCGGAGACCCUGGGGUAUCUUCAUUGGCUUCCUCUGCCAGUUUGGCAUCAUGCCGUUCACAGCCUUCGCUUUGUCUUUGGCCUUUGGAGUGCUUCCUGUUCAGGCUAUUGCCAUCAUUAUUAUGGGCUGCUGUCCUGGAGGAACCGGCUCUAAUAUCAUCUGCUACUGGCUGGAUGGAGACAUGGACCUCAGUAUCAGUAUGACAGCCUGCUCCUCUAUCUUGGCGUUAGGGAUGAUGCCUCUCUGUCUGCUCAUUUACACCUCCACCUGGACUUCCGCCAACACCAUCCAGAUCCCAUAUGACAGCAUCGGUAUCACUCUGGUGUCCCUUCUUGUCCCGAUUGCUCUGGGUAUGUACGUUAAACGCAGAUGGCCCCGGGCUGCAAAGAAGAUUCUUAAGGUGGGGUCCAUUGCCGGCUUUCUGCUCAUCAUCGUCAUAGCUGUGAUUGGAGGAAUUCUCUACCAGUCCUCCUGGACCAUUGCACCAUCCUUGUGGAUAAUUGGGACAAUCUAUCCCUUCAUAGGGUUCGGUUUGGGCUUCUUCAUGGCCCGCUUUGCAGGUCAACCCUGGUUCAGAUGUCGAACCAUCGCUUUGGAGACGGGUUUCCAGAACUCCCAGCUGUGCAGCACCAUCAUCCAGCUGUCCUUCAGUGCUGAGGAGCUGGAGGUCAUGUUCGCGUUCCCCCUCAUCUACAGCAUCUUCCAGCUGGUGGUGGCACUCAUAUCUGUUGGAAGUUACCAAGCAUUUAAGAAACACUGCAGCAGAGGUUCAGACGACACAGACAGCGAGGCUCCGUCCCUGAGGGACAAGGACGGUGAAGAGAAGCCAAAGGACGGAGCUCAGGACAAUUAUGGCUUUGAGUUAAAUGAGAAUGUUAGCAGUGGGGAGAAAGGUAAGAGUGCUAACAAAAACACCAAGCUGUGAAGUUAAAAAGCUGAAUAUGAUGGACUUUGGACUGGCAGGAAGAAACAUCCAGGACCUCAGCACUCCUGAUGACAGCCACCUCACUCAGCUAUGAACACAUACUGCACUCUGCAGGCCGGAGGUGUGCACUACACGUCCUGUUCAAAAACAGGGGUGCAACAUUUAUUUUCAAGGCAUUUAACUACUGUGCUGUAUGUUGUAUUUAAAAUCCUCUUUUCCCUGAAGAGAUUAAAGUUUGAGCUUUUAAUCUGAACCUGUAAAAAAAAAUAGAUUUAGGGGGGGAAAUCUUUAGUUAUAUGCAUAUUUUAAAUCACUGCAGUAGAAAGAUUUAUCUCACAUCUGCAAAAUAGAGCAGGAGUAGCAGUUGUGCCCUCUCUCUUGAUGAAAUGAUCACUUCUGGCACCAGCAGGCAUCGUAGUAAGAAGCUGUAAACAUAUCCCCAAAAACAUGAAAGCAAACAGUUUAGUUGCUUAAGAAGCUACGUCACAGAGGUGAAUAGUAAAAGCAGGAUUUUAGCUGCAAGAGCAUGACAACAGGGUGAGCCUAAAAUUCAUUAAAAAAAAUCAAAAUCAUCACAGAAAUGUUCGAUAUUUAAAGGUUGUAUGCAAUGACAUGAUCCCUAAUGUCCGCUGGGGGUGCAGUAGUGGGAGACAGCCUUAAGGAAUGAAUGGGGACAGAGGAAAGUUAGUACUUUUUAGCUCUAAAUGGACCUCUACACUGCAAUUAUCAACAGAACAUUUCAAACAUGACAACACUGUACUGGACCAAACCUGACAGCUUUUUGGAAAAAGACACACUUCCUGGCUUAAGAUUACCUGCUGCUGUUUCUUAGGUUUUAAAGUUGUUCUUUUUUUGUCUUGUUUUUUUUUUUUGCCUGAAUAUUUCACUACUUCUGGGUCACAAAAGUAGCUAAAUCCUGGCAUAGUUGUUAACAGCUCAAAACAUGGCCUUUUUUGUAGCAUCUUUCUACGCAGAAAUGGCUUCUUUCUCUGCAACAGGAGUCCUCCACUGUUGUGUGACAUCAUCUGUAAACAGUCUAUUUAGGAGAUUCUCACAAAAACAUGAAUGGAUAAAUAUGACUUAUACAAGCAAAAUGUAACUUAUUUGGAAGUAUCUUGGCAGAUUUGAUGGUGUAGGUUCUCACUCAUCCAGGUCAUGGUUAUCCAAAUCUUCAUCAAGAGGGCAACUUUACAAUGUCCUUAAACAAGAACCUCAUUUUGUUACACAAAAGACUAAUCCCCUUGAUAACUCAUUUAAAAAACAUACUUUAUAGAGUAUUUUCUUUAUCAAAGUAGUAAAAUAAAUGCAGAUAAUAAAUGCUGGCAAGUGGGAUUGUUAACACCUCCAUACUGGCAGGAGUGACCAGUUAAAAUGCAGUUUGUCCACUAAAAGGUUGAAAUCCAGAGACAGUCAUUACAUCGCUCUCUCCCUGACUCCACUGACAAAAACAGUAAUUUCCCCUCACAAACACAGGGCUCCUUCAUUAUUUUGUUCGGGAAGCUGAAAAAACACUGUUUAUGCAGACUUUAAGGGGAAUGUCUGGUGUAUUUCCUAGUAUUAUGUUGUAGCUGCAGACUUGUUUGGAGCUGCAUGCUAAAGAAAUCUGCUGUGGCACUCACAUUUUGUCCUGUCUAAAAUCAAAGCUAUGAAGUUUAGAAAUUCUAUCACUAGCAAGAUCCUAAAAUGUUUUCAAAAAUCAAGCCCAGAUAUAAAAAAACGGACAUCUUCUUUAAUAUUGUGGUCCGUUUUGGUUGCCUCCUCAAGGUCUUGGCUGUUGUAGCUUGUUUUCUUAGGAUAGCAAAGCUGGUUUCCCCAUGAUAAUGUGUUUAUUUCUCAAGCUCUCAAAAAAAACCCCACCAAUAUUAAGACAUCACCAGGGCUUCUGUAAUGGUGUGCCUUUCAAACAUGGUUAUUAUGUCCACUCUAUUAGUUAGAUGAUGAGUUUUGUUCCAUUGAAGCCCUAAACUGCAACGUUUUUCAUCAGAUUUACUGAAGUAGUUGAAAUUUUGGGGGGAAAUGGGGUGACCAUUUCUCAAUUAGUUGGUUCCUGAUGCUUGACCAGUUGAGUACUGCCUUUAUGUAUUUGCGUUAACUAUUUAAACCAGCUUCACUGAAUGUUUUGCCUUUGCCUUCUUACCUCUUUGUGAGUCUUAUUCAAACUGAACAUUUAACAAUGUUAAUGUGAAUUAACCAAAACCAGAUACUGUAAGUAGUUUACUGCAUUGUUGAUUAAAGAGCAUGUUGUUUUUUAACUUAUAUCUUUAUGUAGCAGUUGAAACGGGCCGUUAUUGCAGACCAACUUUUGGCCUCUGGUCCUGAUGCAAACUCUUCUUCUUCUUUACCUCAGACAUUCUCAGUAAUAAAUACGUAAGGUUCUCAAUAAUGGACAGAGUACUCCUCACACCCAUGGACUUGUAAAGUACUCAUUUAUGGGGCCUCUGUGAACCUUAAAAACUGAAACUAUCAGUCUUAAAAAUCUGCGAUGGUUAAAGAAACAGGGAUGUACUUUUAUAAUUCCAGUUAUCUAUGAAACCUUUUCUGACUUUAAUUUAUUUUACUCUAUUUUGUGCAAAAAUACGUCAGAAUUAAACACAUUUUUUCACAUAGCAUGUUUCCUUUUAAAUGUCUCAAGCUUUUUUGUACUUUUAAUUAUUAUACAUAAACAAAAUUGUUAACCUCUAUUUUCCUAUUUAAUUCUGUUUUAUAGGUGUUGAAACAAACUAAAAACAUUGAACAUUUCUGUUGUCUUCUUUGUCUUUUCUUUGUACUUGACAAGACUUUGAAUACUCAAUAAAGACAUUCAUAU
Molecule: messenger RNA, 4048 nt
Organism: Cheilinus undulatus (humphead wrasse)
Lineage: Eukaryota; Metazoa; Chordata; Actinopteri; Labriformes; Labridae
Gene: slc10a2
Product: solute carrier family 10 member 2
Exons: 6
Coding region: 103-1242 (379 amino acids)
Biological process (GO): bile acid and bile salt transport
Cellular component (GO): apical plasma membrane
Molecular function (GO): bile acid:sodium symporter activity
Source: RefSeq, a predicted model, not a curated record